ACUAAACACACGCCUGCACGGAUUCUCACACUGAUACAGGAGAAAGAUAAAAUAUAACAUGAUCUUACCAACCUAGCCUCUUGCAGGAGGGCUUCAUGCAGGCAGAGGAAAAAGAGGAGGAUUUGGUUGGUGCAAUAGAGGUGGAACUCGCAUCCAUUGAGACUUGUCUAAUGGAUACUGCUGCUCUUUUUGAGGCUCUAAUGUUGGUGGAUUUGAUGGAGCGGCUUGGAAUCCAAAGAUACUUCGAACACCAAAUCCGACGUAUUUUACGCACAAGCUACAUGCAAUGGGAUGAUAGGUAUGGGUUGAAUGAUGCAAAAGCCACAGUAUUAGCCUUUCGCUUGCUGAGGCAUCAUGGCUACCCCGUCUCUGCAGGUGUUCUUAUGGCUUUAGAGGAUGGGGAAAAGAGCUUUUAUGAAUGUUUCUCCGUCGAUUCACCAACCAAUAUAUCAGCUCUGUUGAACCUGUAUAGAUGCUCUCGGACAGGCUUCCCGACUGAAUCAAAAAUAAUGGGAGAAGCACAGGAAUUUGCAAGGUCCCAACUCCUUAACGUCUUGUCCGAGGGGAACCCAACUCUUUUGCAGCCCAACAACCUUGGGAUAGAGGUAAAUUUUGCAUUGGAAUUGCCCUGUCAAUGCCUCCUGCCUAGAUUAGAGACAAUAAGCACCGUAAGACAAUUGUGGUCAGGAAAUGAGAGUACAAGAAAAUAUUUACAACUUGCAAAGUUAGACUUUCAAAAGUUGCAGAAGCUAUAUCAACAAGAGCUGGAGGAAUUUGAGAGAUGGUGGCAGAGAUGUGGGUUUGAUGGACUGAAAUGUGUCUGCAAAAGGCUUGGACAAUCUUACCUUGUAGUGGCACCAACUAUGUAUGAACCUCAAUUUUCAUCUUGUCGUCUGGCCUACGCCAAGGGUGUAGUCCUGGCCAUGGUUCUUGAUGAUCUCUUUGACGAUAAAAGAUUUAAUCUUCAAGAACUUCGGCGCUUCAGUGAGGCUUUCAAGAGAGACUCAUCUUUUAUCGAUGAUCUUCCUCAACACAAGCUAGUACUCGAAGCCAUUGAUGCUACAUGUGUAGAGUUGGCAGCAGAAUCCAACAGAAUUCAGGAUCGUGACUGCCUUCCCAUAUUCAAGCAUUUGUGGGCGGAGUUUGUAGCUGUGUUUCUGGAGGAAGCAGAAUGGAUGCAUAGCGAACACAUACCGAGCUACGAAGAAUACAUGCGAUGCACCGUCGUCUCUAUCGGAGCUAGAGUAGUAACAUGGACUUCUGCAUUCUUGCUGGGAGAAAAGUUCACGGAUGAGAUGCUCAGCCACCUGGGUCCAGACUCACGCUUCAUGUACCUCAUUUCCGUCGUAGCCCGGCUUGCCAACGACGUCGCCACCUUCCAAAAGGAGGUCCGGGAGGGAAAGUUGGCCACGGCGGUUGGCUGCUACAUGAGGGACCACCCAGGUUGCACCCAGGAGGAAGCAACGGCGGGUGUCGUCAAUUUGAUCGAGUCGGCCGAGGAGGAGCUGGAGUGGGCGCUCUUUCGAUCGAGGGCGGUAGCGCCGGAAUUCUGCAGCCAUGCGGUCGUGAAUGGUGCUCGGAAUUCGCGCUUUCUUUAUAAAAGGAUGGAUGGCCUUACGAGUAUUGACGAAGAAAUCAUGAAGCUCUUCCAAGAUUUUGCAUUCAACCCACUUGUAUGAAAGCCUUCUUGUGCCGGCAGGGAAACUCGAACUGUUUGCACGCAGGACAUCUAUGUACGUUUCCCUCUGGGUCUGCCGGCGUUUGGAUUCAUGGGCUAUUAAUACUGUUUCUCCCCUCACGUAAUCUGAACCGAUGUGGGACUAAACACACGUCCGCACGGGUCCUCACAGUUGUUGUGAGAUCCAGCCCAGAUAGGCCAUUUUUGGUUGGUUUCUUUGGCCCAGAUAGGCCGUUUUGGGCCAAUCGAACUCCGCCGUGCCACUCUUUCUCCGGCUCCAACUUCUCUUUUUUUUCGUUCCAUGGGCGCCGGGGCAAGGGAAGAGAAGGGGAUGGGAGAAAGAAUCUUUUGAUCUCCCCAAGGAGAACAGCUCGUCGGAAAUCUUGAACCUGUAUAUGUAUCUUCAGAGACAUAAAAGAUCAAAGUUAGACGAUGAGGAUAAUAACCAUCGUAACAAAUCUGAGGUGACAGUUUUAUGUUCUGGUUUUGAGGAAGCCAAAGAAAAGUCUCCAAAGUUAGAGAUUAUUCAGAUCCACUUGCUUUGUCGAAUCUUCUGGAGCUUGGAUGAUGGAUUAUAUGGAAGGGUAACCAAAGAGUAUGAAACUCUCCAUGCUCAGAGGAUGCAGGUCAUCAAAUUCUUGUCCACAUUACGGCCAUCACUUGCAAAUUCCUAUCCAAGUCUAUUUUCUAGCUCUCAUCGUGGGAUAAAUACUUGGUUGGACCUAUCAACCAAAGGGAAUCAGAAUUCAGAUCGACGUGUUGAUAGUUCAAUAUCUUCAGAUAUAAUUGAUUUGGAGGCUGACUUCAUUGAUGCUGCUGCCAAUACAUCCGUGA
Messenger RNA from Phoenix dactylifera (date palm), 2512 nucleotides. Lineage: Eukaryota; Viridiplantae; Streptophyta; Magnoliopsida; Arecales; Arecaceae. The record is from RefSeq and is a predicted model, not a curated record.